Anopheles coustani is the source of this 3849-nucleotide messenger RNA. It is a transcript of the gene kibra, whose product is annotated as protein kibra. The transcript has 9 exons. Gene Ontology annotation, cellular component: cytoplasm. Gene Ontology annotation, molecular function: molecular adaptor activity; kinase binding. Bases 1 to 3849 code for a protein of 1282 amino acids. The record is from RefSeq and is a predicted model, not a curated record. Lineage: Eukaryota; Metazoa; Arthropoda; Insecta; Diptera; Culicidae. Gene Ontology annotation, biological process: negative regulation of organ growth; cell migration; regulation of DNA-templated transcription.
AUGCCAAAAAGCUCCAACAAUGCAGAUCUACCGCUUGGCUGGGAAAUUAACACCGACUACGAUGGCAAGGUUUACUUCAUCGACCAUAUCAACAAGAAGACGACCUGGAUCGAUCCACGCGACAAGCAUACGAAACCGGAAACGUUCGCCGACUGCAUCGGUAACGAGCUGCCUUUUGGCUGGGAGGAGAGCUACGACUCGCAGAUCGGCACCUACUACAUCAACCACAACACGCAGACGACCCAGCUCGAGGACCCCCGGUUGCAAUGGAAGAGCAAGCAGGACGAGAUGCUGCGCGAGUACCUGUGCUCCGCACAGGACACACUGGAGGCUAAGAAGGAGAUCCUGAACGUCAAGACGCAGCGGCUACAUCUCGCGCAGGAGGAGUACAACCACCUGAAUGCGCUCGCCGCGAGCCGCACGAGCUUGUGCUCCUCUACAAGCUCGUGCAGCACCAAGUUCGAUCCGGAGUUGCUCCGGGCCGAUCUGGCCAUCGCAAAGGAGCGUGUCUUCCGGCUCAAGAAGGAACUGUCGCGGAUACAGAAGGAGAUGCGUAGUACUCAGAAGGGCGUCGACACGCUGGCAAGUGUGGAGCAGAAGCUGAACUCGCACGUGAACGGCUGCUACAACAUCAGCGAGGCGCAAGCCAUCAUGGAGGAGGUGAAGAAGAUCCAGAAGUCAUUGAUCACCGGCGAGCGGGAGAAGAAGGAGCUGAUGAAGAGCCUGGCGCAGGUGAAGGACGACCUUACGCGGCUCCAGCUGCGCCAGGAGAGCCCGGACGCAUCAACGUUCAAUCUAGCGCAGGACCGCAUCUGUGCAGCCUCGCAGACCGACCUCUCGUCGGAGAACUUCCCGAUGGGGGCGCGCGAGAUGGCGAAGAUGCGCCAGCGGUACGACGAGUGGCGCAAGCGCGUCAAGGAGAUCCAGGAGCAGCUGGCAGCACUGGAGGAGAAGAUCCGGCCGGGUGAGCUCGAGUCGGACCAGGACCGGCUGUUGCUGUUCCAGGAGAAGAAGCAGCUGCUGCUGGAGUACCGCAGCAUCACGCCGAAGUCGCGCUCGCAGACGGAAAUGCGCCGCAUCCAGAACGUGUGCAAGCAGCUCGAAGCGGACCUCAACAUGGCGUACGAGGAGUCGAACCAGUGCAUCGCCAACCGGCUGAAGCUGCACGAGGAGAAGCAGGCGCUGUUGCAGCAGUUGCUCGAGGCGCUGAAGGAGUUUACGCACCUGGAGAACCAGCUCAAGUCACUGUCAGCCAGCACGCUGUCGAUCAGCAGCAGCUCCAGUCUCGGCUCGCUGUCGACCGCAUCGAGCAAGGGUUCACUGAGCGGGCUCAGCUUCACCGACAUCUACGGCGAUCCACUGUCGGCCGAGCCGCAGAUCGACAUGGUCGACAUGAAUCGGCGCGUCCAGCGCUUGUUCCACCCCAGCUCCGAGGUGUCGCUGUCCCCACGCAGUAGUCUCUCCGCCGAGACGCCGCCCGCCUCACCACUCAAGCUCGACUGGGCGAUGGCGGCUGCCGCGGCGGCUAACGGUGGUGCGGCGGCAGCGGCCGUGGCGGCUGCGAUUGCAAAGAGUGGAGCGAUGGCACUGACGGCCGCCACCGCCCCGAGCUAUGCGUCGGCCGUGCCCAGCUACGCCGUCGCCACGUCAUCCAACGCGACUUCGGCAGCCGCUGUUGCAGCCGCCGAGUACAACCUCGACCGGCAGCGGCUGGAGGAGCAACUGCAGGAGCUGAAGAUCCGCCAGCUCGGCAUCGCCGGCCCACUGUCGCCGAUCUACGAAAAGCCCUCGUACCUUGACAUCGCCCCCGCCGUACUGCUCAGCCGCUCGUCCUCCACCUCCAAUACACGCUCCGUCUCCACGACCGUGAGCGACGAAUCCGUGGCGGGCGACUCGGGCGUCUUCGAGGCAUCGCGGGCGCCACUGCUGGCGACCAAGGAGUGUGCGCAGGUGCAGAUCGGCAUCCGCUACUCGACCGGUGACUCGACACUGUGCAUUGCGAUCGAGCGGGGUAGCAAUCUGACCGCACUCUGCCUGCCCGACGGCUGCCAACUGUACAUCCGGGCCAUGCUGCUGCCUCCCGGAAGCGCCUCGGUGAGUGCGGGCGCGGGUGCCGGUGUGGUGCGCACCAACACCGUGACGGACUUUGCCCGACCACUCUUCAAGACACUCCUGCUCGUGCAGCUGCCGCUCGACAAAGUAUACGCGAAAUCACUGCACGUCAAGGUGAUGGUGCUAAUCGGACAGCGCGAGGACUGGGUAGGCAGUGCGCAGAUCAGCCUGGCCGAGUUCAAUCCGGCCGAUGCCACCAGCCGCUGGUACAACAUUAUCAGCCGCAAGUCAAUGAACGAAUCCGAGCUGCUCGAGGGCGGCGCAGCGGGCAGCACCGGUAUCAAGGAGGAGUCAUCCGACGAGUCGACGAUCAUCUCGUCGCAGACGUCCACGCUGACGCGCAACCAGGGCCAGGAGGAACUGCAGGCCGUGCUUGAGAUGGUGUACGACGAGCUGUCGAAUGAGGACUACGAGGAGGAAGAGGACGACGAGGACGACGAAGAUGAUGAGGACGACGAGGAGGAUGGCGGAGAGGACGUGGAGAAUGGCGCGGGAGCUCGAUCGCAGAAGCAGACUGUCGUGCAGCGGCAGCAAACGGACGACGAGCUGCAGGAAGAUGGUUGCGCUUCAGCGGAAGCCACCGAGCUAAUGAUACAAGAGUACAUGAACAGUGUGAAGGAGCAGAGCAGUAGUGUCCCGGGGGUAGUCGAAAGCCUCCCGGAACCGGUGGAGCGUGUGGAUAAGGAGACCAACACCGAGUGCGCCUUCCUGCCCGAGCGGAGCCGCCGGCGGUUCCCCGAUCCCAACUCUAUCAACCACCAUCAUCACCCCCACCAUCAACACCAGCACAGCCAUCGCUCGUCAACCAUCGAGGAGGGUUCGGUUGUCGACGAUCGGCUGGUGAAACGAUCGCAAACGUUUUCGCCUAGUGCCGUUGCAAGCAAGACGCGCUACAUCUGCCGGCUCAACCGGAGCGACUCCGACUCGGCCAUGCACUUUAACAACCAGGUGACGCCGCACCCGUUCAAGCGCGGCUCGGUGGAACGGCGCUCGUUGCGCUACCACAAUCGCGUGUCGAAAAUCUACCACAAAAUGCACCCGGCAGUACCGCGCACCAGCCUCGAUCUCGAGCUCGACCUGAAGGCGCAACAGACGAAGCUCGAGACGCUGACGGACGAGAUUGGGCGGCUGCGGGAGCUUAAGCACCGGCUGGAGCAAGCACGCGACAACAACGACGUGAAGGUCGCGGCCUGGGCGCUUGAGAACGAGGACUUCCUGCGCCUGGUGAAGACGGUGAACGCAGCCACGCCGGAGGAGCGCCAUCUGGCCAAGCUGCUCAUGAAGACUUCCAAGGAGAUCUACAAGCUGCGCAAGACGAAGGUCGGCAAGGGCAAGCUCGAUUCGAUAUCGUUCAAGGAAAAGAUGGCGUUCUUCACACGCCGCGGCGUUUCCGUACCGGAGCUGCCGUCGGAGAUAUUCCAACCUCAGUCCCAAUCGCAGUCGCAGCAGACCCAGUCGAUCCAGCAGGACGGGUUCGAUCAGCUGACACCAGAUUUGGUGGAAACGAGGCUGGGAGCGUCGUUUCGCUCGAUAGCGGCGGCGGCUGGCAAGCGCAGUUCGUCGGAAAGAGGCGAAGACUACGGUGGCAGCACCACGCCGACCAACAGUGGCGAGAUGCAGACGACGUCGACCGGCACCGGGACCGACGGGGACGCCAUGGACGACCAUCGCGGUUCGGAUCCGUCGUCAUCAUUCUCGUACAGCGACGUCGACCGCACGUACGGCGUUGAGGUGUGA